Malania oleifera is the source of this 690-nucleotide messenger RNA. Its product is annotated as NDR1/HIN1-like protein 26. The record is from RefSeq and is a predicted model, not a curated record. Bases 1 to 690 code for a protein of 229 amino acids. The transcript has a single exon. Lineage: Eukaryota; Viridiplantae; Streptophyta; Magnoliopsida; Santalales; Ximeniaceae. Gene Ontology annotation, cellular component: plasma membrane.
AUGGCUGCAAGAGUUGUCGGCGACGGCAACCAAGACCCACAGGGCGUGGCCGUCGCCAGAGGCCGCUCCAAUUCCGCACCACCACCACCACCAUCUCAACCUGUAGUUGUAACUGCACCACGGCGCCUCAACUACCCCGUGCAGCAAGAUGAGUGGAGAACCUACAUUUUUUUGUGGGGUCUAGCAACUACUCUAGUAGGCUUCAUUUUAAUUACAUCUCUCAUCUUCAUCAUAAUAGGAUUUGUUUACAGACCCAGCAAUCCCGAGUUUCAAGUGAAGGCGGCUUCAAUCAGCCAUCUGGAUCUUAACGGGUCUCAGACAACGGUUGUCUUGAGCUUCUUCUUGUCCCUGAAAAACCCCAACAAAAAAUUUGAAGUGUAUUAUGAUAGGUUGGCUGCUGCAGUGGUGUACAGGAAGGCAGUUCAGCUUGGUCAAGCGGAAAUUCCCUCUUUUCAUCAGGGAAAAAUCAGUACUACCUCAGUUCAAGUUGACAUAGCUGCAAAGCCGAGCGAGCUGGCUAAAGAGGUUUCAAAUGCUUUGGUUGAUGAUUUGCGUGCCGGAAAUAUAAGCUUGAGAGUGAGCUUAACGGCUUCGCUUAAAUUUCGAAGAGGUGUGUGGCGAUCUAAUAGGCGAGUGUUGGAGAUGGCUUUUGAUGGAUUGAGUUUUAUAAAUGAUUUCAAGAGGAAUUAG